Saccharomycopsis crataegensis is the source of this 2934-nucleotide messenger RNA. RefSeq names its product Apl3p (gene APL3). NCBI's taxonomy places the organism in Eukaryota, Fungi, Ascomycota, Saccharomycetes, Ascoideales, Saccharomycopsidaceae. The record is from RefSeq and is a predicted model, not a curated record. Bases 1 to 2934 code for a protein of 977 amino acids. Gene Ontology annotation, biological process: intracellular protein transport; clathrin-dependent endocytosis. Gene Ontology annotation, cellular component: membrane coat; AP-2 adaptor complex. Gene Ontology annotation, molecular function: clathrin-cargo adaptor activity. The transcript has a single exon.
AUGAGGGCUCCUAUGAAAGGAUUGACACAAUUCAUUGCAGAUUUGCGGAACUCAAAAGCUCAGGAAGAAGAGGAGCGAAGAAUCAACACAGAGUUAGUGAAUGUCCAGAAUCAAUUCUUACAGCCAAAUCUUAAUGGUUAUCAGAGGAAGAAAUAUGUCUGCAAGUUGAUUUAUAUUUAUGUUCUCGGUUACAGAAUCUCAUUUGGACUUUUGGAAGCGAUCCAGUUAAUGUCGUCUAAAGUUUAUUCUGAAAAAGAAAUUGGGUAUCUUGCCCUUUCGUUAUUUUUAAAUGAGGAUCAUGAAAUGAUGAUGUUGACAAUUAAUUCAAUCAAGAGCGAUUUGGAGGUAGAUGAUUAUGAAUUCAAUUGUUUGGCAUUGAAGUUGAUUGCCGUAAUUGGUAACGAGACCUUCUCAACAAUUUUGUCGGAACCAGUAUUUCAAUUGUUACGAUCCCCGACCACGCCACCCUUUGUGAAAAAGAAGGCUUCUUUGGCAUUAUUAAGAUUGAUAAAAGUGAAUCCCGCAAUUUUGGAUAAAUAUCAAGCCUCAUGGCUACCAAGAAUUCUUGCAUUGAUGGAUCAGGAAGAUCAAAAUAUUGGAUUUUCAUUGUCGGUAGUAUCGCUAGUGACGUACAUUGCCAGAAGAAACCCCGAUAGUGUGAAAGCCUGUAUCCCAAUAAUCAUAAAAAAGCUCAACAAUUUGGUGAUUGAGAAAGAUUGCCCUGAGAAAUACGUAUAUAAUGGAAUCCCUGAUCCUUGGCUUACGGUGAAACUUUUGAAUUUGAUUGAAGAUUUCAUUCUCAUACCAAAUCUGAAAUCUGGGUACAGUUCACUUUCAAUUUCCACCAUAGAUGUCCAAAAUCUCAGUUCUUUGAGACUGGUGGUAGCAAAGGCAAUUGAAAAUGGCAGGAAACCUGCAAUAAACCAACAAGCUCUCAACGCGCGAAGCGCGAUCUUAUUUUCCGCAGUGUCUUUGGCAACCAGAUUAGAUCCGUCGCCUGAAGCCAUAGACGGAGCAAUUGCUGCUCUUAGUCAAUUGUUGAGCUCCAAACAAACCAAUACUCGGUACUUGGCUCUUAAUUCAUUAGUGAAAAUUGCUGGGGGGUCAUCAACUUCUGUGGAUCACCCGAUAACUGUCGCCAGAGAUAACCUCUCCAAGACUGAUUACUUGAAUAUUCAUAAUUCCAUCAAGAAUCACACCCAAACUAUUUUGCAGCUUUUGAAAGACAGGGAUAUUUCUGUAAGAAUGAAAUCUUUAGACACUUUGUUUCUUAUUUGUGACUUUCAAAAUGUCGAACUAAUUGUGAGUAACUUGUUGGUAUAUUUGGAUGUGUCUGAUUAUCUUAACCGAUCGAAAAUUUCAUCGAAAAUUUAUAAGUUGGUGGAAAAAUUUUCAAAAAAUUUGACCUGGUACGUUACAACAACAAUAAAAAUAAUCUCCAUUGCUGGGAUUUAUUCCAACCCUGAAAUUUGGCAAAGCUUCGUUAAGGUGAUUGUCAAUAGCAUUAAUAAUAGCUUGAAAAGCUUUGCGUGCAAAUCACUCGUCCGACAUUUGAGAGCCGAUAAUCCUAACGAAAUUAUGAUUAAAAUCGGAGGAUUUUUACUUGGGGAAUAUUGCCAUUUAUUAGUUGACAGCACCACAACCAAAGACAGUCAGUUUUCUCCAUGGAAUCAAUAUGUUUUAUUAUAUGAUAGAUACUUUGUUGGGGGAUUACAAGCAAGGUAUAUAAUAUUAUCCGCAUUCUUGAAAUUUUUCAAGAAAUUUCCCGAAUUAAGAACCCCGAUUUCUAAAUUUUACCGUCAUGAAUUGACUUCAAUAAAUACAGAGAUUCAGCAAAGAUCAGUGGAAUAUAUCAAACUUACCUCCCGAAACGAUGGUUUUCAAUUAUUGAAUACUGUCGUUGACGAAAUGCCAGAAUUUCCUCUCGAUAACCCUAAAGAAAAGAAAUCAUUUAUUUUGAAUAGACUAGAGAAAGAUGGUGGUGUGACUAUUGGGUAUGAAGAAAAUUUACUCGAUGUUGAAGAUGCGGUAACCACAAAUAACAUUCUUUCACCAACACCUGGGACAGACUUUUCAAAUCCGUUUAGUGAUUCUGAUGAUGAUUUUGAUUUUGAUGAUAAUAAUUUACUCGAUAAUCAGAAGGAAACCGAGAAAUUCUCGGUCAUUCUCUCUCCAAAUUGGGAAAUUGGCUACUACAAAGUCUUGAGGACCCACAACAACAUUUUUUUCGAGAAUUCCCUUAUUCAAAUAUUGGUAAAAAUCGAUACAAGUGAACUCAAGUCGGCGAAAAAGAUCACUAUGCUUUUCGUGUUCAUCAACAAAUCGCCAGCUGACAUAUCGUCCUUCAUCACCAAUGUGAAAAUGAUGAAAACUGUAAACCCUCCAGUAGUUUUAAAAAAUGUUCUGCUUCCAAACAAUGCAAUUCCAAAAAAUGGCCGAACAAAAUUAGAACUAGAGGCCAAUAUAAGAGACGUCUAUGAUAUUUUGGAUUUACCAAUUUUGGAAGUCAACUUUUUAAGCGGGGGGUUCACUUCAUUGAAAUUGAGAAUCCCAAUACCGUUGAUUAAUAGCUUGAUUGCCACUUCUUUAUCGGAAGAUCAUUUUGAAAUGAGAUGGAAGCAGUUGGUUGAUGCCGGUAAUCCGUUGCUCGGAAAAUCGACAGCUAUCAAUCAAAACCAUCUCAGUGGUGUGUUCCAGAGCUUUGAAAAUAUUCGUAAAUUCUUGCUCAAGACGGGUUGGGGUGAAUGUCUCACUGAUGAUACUCGCGAGUUGAAAUUUGCAGGAAUCAUUCAUACUUCUAACGCUGGGAAUUUUGGUACUUUAAUCAAGAUUAACAAGAAUGAUUCUGGGUCGGUCCAGCUUACUGUGAGGUCUACCAAUGAUCAAGUUCCUGGUAUUAUCCAUGAUACAUUGACAAAUAUCCUUUGUUUUUAG